CUUGUUUGAGUUUAACAAUCGAAAGAUACCAAUGACUGUAUGAAUUGUGAAAAUUUUCUCGUAUUUUUAGUUAUUUUUAAAUGAAUGAUUUAUUCGUUUUUCAUAAUUAUGCUUCGUAGCUCUUAAUUCUAUCUGCUAGUCAGUAUCUAAAUCUAUUUCUUAAUGGGUUAUCGUAUGUGCGGCUCAAAAUGUCUCUUUAUGUGUUUGGGACUAACUUGUAUCGUAGGUUGUUAUUUAGCCUUACUUCCUAUAGAAAACGAGAAGCUGCCAUCACCUAAACCAGUUCAAAAACAUAUCUCUAAAUUGUCUCAAAAGGAGCGAUUAGCAGUAAUAGUACCAUUUAGAGAUCGUUUUGAAGAGCUCCUAGAGUUUGUCCCGCAUAUGCACGACUUUUUAAACAGGCAAUCGAUCCCUUUCCACAUAUUUGUGAUCCAGCAGAAGGAUAACAACCGUUUCAACCGAGCUUCCUUAAUUAAUGUGGGUUUUCUACAUACGAAGAAAGACUUUGACUAUAUAGCGAUGCAUGACGUGGAUUUAUUACCUAUGAAUGAUGAUUUGAAGUAUAUAUAUCCAGCUGCAAAUCCUGUUCACAUAUCGUCACCGCAGACGCAUCCUAAUUAUCACUAUUCAACAUUUAUCGGAGGGAUCUUGCUGAUCAGGCGGGAGCACUUCGAGCUGGUGCACGGCAUGUCCAACAACUACUGGGGCUGGGGGCUGGAGGACGAUGAGUUCUACUUGCGGCUGAAGGACGCCGGGCUGCAGGUGCUCCGGCCAGAGGGGAUCACCACUGGGACUGAAGAUACAUUUAAACACAUCCACGACAAGACGUACCGCCGCCGUGACCACCGCAAGUGCUACAACCAGCGCGAAGUGACCCGCCGCCGCGACCGCGACACCGGCCUUCACGACGUCACCUACCGAGUGUACAGUGAACAUACCGUGACGGUUGAUGGGUUAGAAGCUACGGUUGUGACCGUGGAGCUAGUCUGUGACGAGAAGAGGACGCCUUGGUGCCAGUGUCCUAGUACUGUUGUUAAGAAGCCAGAGGCUAAGGCGAAGAGUUAAUAUGACGACUUUCAUACUCAUAUUUAUACCUACAUAACACACAAAAUUGACACUUGGAACCUAAGCUCUGUUCUAUAUGCCAGAUACUGAAAGGAACACCACAUUAUACGCUUAGCGCAUAUUCUUAGAGUGAAACAUAUAUCAAGAAAACUUUACAAUUCACACUCUCUGUGCUAUUGCGCGCAUAUUGUUAGCAUGAGACAGAUAAGGUUAGUUCGAUUGGCCAAUUUGAUUAGCAAUCGUCCCAUUUUUGCACAAAAGUUAGUACUAGAAUGAUAGAAUGAUUAGGCAAAUUGGGGUAAAGUAACUGUUAUUUUAGUAUCAAGUGGGUUUUUAUGCAUGUAAAGACUCUGUUUAAAACAUACUUAUACUAUAAGGCACCAGCUUCCACUGAGUGUACACUGUACAGUGAACAUACCGUGACAUUCGACGGGCUGGACGCCAUGGUCGUGACCGUGGAGUCCGUUGAGCUGGUCUGUGACGAGAAGUGGACGCCGUGGUGCCAGUGUCCUAGUACUGUUGUUAAGAAGCCGGAGCUAAGGUGAAGAGUUAAGUAGAGAAUAUUCAGUUUUUAAGAACAACUGACUCAGUUUUUAGUCUUAUAUUUAACAAAAAAACUCAAAGCCGUGUUACACGGUAACCAGUGGUGGAACCAGGAUUUUGGUUUGGGAGGGGUUUAUAGGUUGUUGUGUAUGAAGUUUGAGGGUUAUUGAAAAUAAAGGCCAAAGCGUAGCCAUAUACCUGGUCUGAUAUAGUCAAUUAGGUAUAAAAUUAUGAACAAUUAAUCUAUCUUCAGGACAACUAUUUCUGUUAAUGAUUGGUUAUUAGUCAUUCAUUAGUUAGUAUUAAACGGAAAGUUUUGGACAGUAUCAAAUGUUACUCAAAUUUUGUUAAACAAAGAGUUCUCAUUACCUUGUUUUAUACUGUAGUUACUGUAGCUUUAUAAGUUUUAUGACCCUGUGACAUUCCAUGGUAAUUAAAGGAUUGAUUACCCAUUUCUAGAAAAUUGUUAUGGAAGUCCUAUGAAAAAUUAAAUAUUUUUUGUUAGGUCUUCUAAAAGUCUAUGUCUAGUCUCUCUACUAUAAAUAUUUAUACCUAAAUAACUGAUCAGUGGGUACCAUCCAUCACUCAAACGGACUAAAACUUCCCUUUCAAUUAAUUGUAAUGUAAGCAAUAAUUACUCUGUUAUAGUUUUAUUUACAUUUUGUAAAUAUUUUAUACUGUAAUGACAAUAAACAUACUGUUUGAUCCUAAUUUUUUUAAAUUUAUUUUUAAAAUUACUAAAUGGAGCGCAAAAAAAGGAAACAACUUUUAAAUAAAUAAACCACUUUAUUGAAGCAUUUCUAAGCUUAUUUUAACAAUAUCCAUUUAAUAAUAUUUCCAUAAAGAGCUCCAAAAUUAUGGCAAAUAGAAUUCAUAAAUUUCAGAAACAUGAACAUAAAAUAACAAAUACCUUGAAACCGUUUAAGACGUCAAGAGACAUGUAUCGUGGUCGACAGUGUCAAGUAGAGUCAGAGUAGAGUGCGUCUAAGCUCUGCAGAGUGUGGCACUGCCAUUAUAAACUUCGUAUUUACAUAUGCGCUUAUUCAUAAAAUUUAACCAACUUAUGUUCAAUAUCAUCUCUUUUGACAAACACAAAUAUCAAAAUGUCUGAUAAAAACAAACGGCUUGUUAACUUAGAAUUGACAGACGUUGAAUCACGCCGUUAGAAAUUUGAAAUAUGGUGGAUGGUGGUACUGCCACACUUUUUCACUGCAGUCUGUGCAUGUUAAUAGCAUGAUCCGACUCUAGUGUCCACCACGUAAUGUAAUACCAUUGGGUGCAGUACAUCACAUCUACCAGGUUUGAUAGUUUUUCUAGUAUUUACACAAAAGUAACAAGGUUGAACAAUAAAAUUAAUUAAACUAAUUUAAAAUUAAAUACAACCUAUAAUGAGUAGGUACAAUAAAUUAAUAGGAACAUCGUCCAAAGAUGAUAUCCAAUAGAUACAACAUUCAGAAUAUACACGUGACAGAGGUGGCGCCACUAUCUAUGUAAAAUAUGUCUUUGAACUUGGUUAAAUAAAAAUCAACGUUAAGACUUAAAACAUAAGUGGAAUAGUGGAUACAGUAGAAACAAAUUUAACUGAUUUGCAAGACCGAAGUGAUCCCAUAGUGUACCGCGGACAAAGGUUUGUGCGGUACACUAAAAACUACUUGUAGGUUAAUAUUUUUUAUGUGGAUUGAUAUAAAAUAAAUAUUUAAAGUAAGAAAACUUUUUUUUUUCAAUAU
Cydia splendana is the source of this 3335-nucleotide messenger RNA. It is a transcript of the gene beta4GalT7, whose product is annotated as beta-1,4-galactosyltransferase 7. Gene Ontology annotation, molecular function: xylosylprotein 4-beta-galactosyltransferase activity. The transcript has 4 exons. The record is from RefSeq and is a predicted model, not a curated record. NCBI's taxonomy places the organism in Eukaryota, Metazoa, Arthropoda, Insecta, Lepidoptera, Tortricidae. The coding region runs from base 163 to 1065 and encodes 300 amino acids. Gene Ontology annotation, cellular component: Golgi apparatus. Gene Ontology annotation, biological process: proteoglycan biosynthetic process; carbohydrate metabolic process.